Clavispora lusitaniae ATCC 42720 is the source of this 1332-nucleotide messenger RNA. RefSeq lists its product as uncharacterized. The record is from RefSeq and is a predicted model, not a curated record. Lineage: Eukaryota; Fungi; Ascomycota; Pichiomycetes; Serinales; Metschnikowiaceae. Gene Ontology annotation, molecular function: ubiquitin protein ligase activity; metal ion binding. Gene Ontology annotation, biological process: protein polyubiquitination.
AUGAGUGGGCGCCUGGACGUUCAGUUUCUUAGUGUAAACCACAACAAAUACAUUCCGUUUUCCCAAGAUCCCAACAAGGCUGCAAAAAGAACAGCAGCCAUUCUGGAAGCGUCUCCGGCCGAUCCCAGAACCGCCAAGGGUUCCCAGGCCUUUGAUCUCUCGUCGAUUUCAGCCCAGUUGCCUCCAAACACGGGCCCGCCGGGUCUCGUGCCUGUAAAUGGCACGGGUUCGAGCGCCAACUCCAACAAAAACUUGCGCCAUGUCCCGUGCAAGUUUUAUCGCCAAGGUAUUUGCCAAGCUGGUAAUUCGUGUCCGUUCAGCCAUAAUUUGGAUGGGACGUUGGCCGCUGAUAAAUUACCUUGCAAAUACUUUCAGCGCGGUAACUGCAAAUUUGGGCUCAAGUGUGCUUUGGCUCAUAUAUUGCCUGACGGAACUCGCGUCAACUCCAAAAGUGUCUAUCGCCGCAAUGAAAGAGAAAAGUCCCAGUCUAACGGUAAACUGACAUACAACAAUUACGCGAGUGCUUUCUCCAACGGGAACUAUGCCAACAAUGCAAACUAUGGACACAACACUAACCAAAACUAUGCAAACGGAAACACCCGAACCGCAUCGGAAAUGCCUGGACGGAAAAGCUCUUUCCCUGAAUCUGGAACACUGACUAGUGUCAGUUCUUUUACCGAAUCUUUCAGCUCGAAUGUUUUCAGUGAUUAUCAUUCCGCCAGCUAUUCGAUAUAUCCGGCAGAAGACGAUUCAUCCCUCCCAAUUCGGAUCAGUUCGCAAGGUUCGUUCCUGCUGAAUGGAUUUCCAGCUGUAGGCCAGAACUCUGGUUCUAAUUCAGUACAGAGCCCCUUCGUUUCGUCUUUGAGAACAGGAAAUGGUGCCUUCGGCUCCUAUAACGAAAGACCAUCUCCCUUGAGCCGGAAUCUCAGUCUGAAGUUGCAGAAACAGUCGAUACUUGUGCCGUCCCAGAUGUCACUUUCUUCUCUGGGAUCAAGUGAUUUGACUAUGGGGUUGUCUUUCCACUCUCCACAAACACAAUUCAGUACACCAUAUUCGAAACCUUUCUCUCGCAUUAACACAAGCACAUCACCUCUAAACAGCUUUUUACCAGAAACAACAGAUUCGGCCAUUGCAGACGAGAGCGAAUCUGAGGACGAUAAUGUGUUUUUCGAAGAUUACGUUCCCGCGUCCCUUGGAAACUUGAUAUUAACACCGCAAGAACGCCAGAGACGGAAUUCUAGAUCGCAGUCGGGUACUUUAUUGGUACGGCCGACGGUAGUUCAGGCCGAAAAAACUCACGUGGCCUCAGAAGAUGUUUUCUUAAUGGAUUGA